GGUGUUUGGGUCCCUGGAGACGCUGACGGCCCCCAGGGAGGCAGUGAGGUCGAGGACUCCACAGACCCCUCUCCGGCCCCAUGGUGAUGACCUCCCCCUGAGGAAGCCCUGUCUUGUGACUGGAGGAAGUGGCUGCCUCCCCGCCCCCACCCAGCCACCAUGAAUACCUCGGCCCCACCCGCCGUCAGCCCCAACAUCACCGUCCUGGCACCAGGAAAGGGGCCCUGGCAAGUGGCCUUCAUUGGAAUCACCACAGGCCUCCUGUCACUGGCCACUGUGACAGGCAACUUGCUGGUACUGAUCUCCUUCAAGGUCAACACAGAGCUCAAGACAGUCAACAACUACUUCCUGCUCAGCCUGGCCUGUGCCGACCUCAUCAUCGGCACCUUCUCCAUGAACCUCUACACCACAUACCUGCUCAUGGGCCACUGGGCUCUGGGCACUCUGGCCUGUGACCUCUGGCUGGCCCUGGACUACGUGGCCAGCAACGCCUCUGUCAUGAACCUGCUGCUCAUCAGCUUUGACCGCUACUUCUCCGUGACCCGGCCCCUGAGCUACCGGGCUAAGCGCACCCCACGCCGGGCAGCUCUGAUGAUAGGCCUUGCCUGGCUGGUGUCCUUUGUCCUCUGGGCCCCAGCCAUCCUGUUCUGGCAGUAUCUGGUGGGGGAGCGGACAGUACUGGCUGGGCAGUGCUACAUCCAGUUCCUCUCCCAGCCCAUCAUCACCUUUGGCACGGCCAUGGCCGCCUUCUACCUCCCUGUCACGGUCAUGUGCACACUCUACUGGCGCAUCUACCGGGAAACGGAGAACCGGGCCCGGGAGCUGGCAGCCCUGCAGGGCUCGGAGACCCCAGGUAAGGGGGGCGGCAGCAGCAGCAGCUCAGAGAGAUCCCAGCCGGGGGCUGAGGGCUCACCGGAGAGCCCCCCAGGGCGCUGCUGCCCCUGCUGCCGGGCCCCCAGGCUGCUGCAGGCCUACAGCUGGAAAGAGGAAGAGGAGGAGGAUGAAGGCUCCAUGGAGUCCCUCACGUCCUCGGAGGGUGAGGAGCCUGGCUCCGAAGUGGUGAUCAAGAUGCCCAUGGUGGACCCCGAGGCGCAGGCCCCCGCCAAGCAGCCCCCCCGGAGCUCCCCGAAUACAGUCAAGAGGCCGACCAGGAAGGGGCGCGAGCGGGCGGGCAAGGGCCAGAAGCCCCGUGGGAAGGAGCAGCUGGCCAAGCGGAAGACCUUCUCGCUGGUCAAGGAGAAGAAGGCGGCUCGGACCCUGAGUGCCAUCCUGCUGGCCUUCAUCCUCACCUGGACACCGUACAACAUCAUGGUGCUGGUGUCCACUUUCUGCAAGGACUGCGUCCCCGAGACCCUGUGGGAGCUGGGCUACUGGCUGUGCUACGUCAAUAGCACCAUCAACCCCAUGUGCUACGCGCUCUGCAACAAAGCCUUCCGGGACACCUUCCGCCUGCUGCUGCUCUGCCGCUGGGACAAGCGACGCUGGCGCAAGAUCCCCAAGCGCCCCGGCUCUGUGCACCGCACCCCUUCCCGCCAAUGCUGACGGCCCCCUCGUCCACAUCCCUCUACCCCAGUCCCGGGAGAGCCCGGUAGAAAGUGGGCAGGGACUGGGACCUCAGACCCAGGGCCCUCCUCAGUCCUCGCCAGGCUUCCCAGGCCCCUAGGCCACCUUCCUGGACAGCCCAGAGAGACCCUGCCAACUCUCCAAAUUUUGCUAUUCCCAGGCAGGGAGAGAAGCCGGGGCAACUGGUUUUUCUGCUCCCUGCUGGGUGGGAACGGGCUCUUCACCAGGAAGGAGGCCGGGAGGGGGAUCCGGCCUUUGGAUUCUUUGUUUGCAUUCAGGCAGGAAGUCUGUCCGGAGCCAGCAGGGCGGGCCAGGAGGAAGAAGGUUCUCCACUACAAGCAUCCUUGGCCCAGUGGCUGGCCUGGAUUUUGGUGGGAAAUGGCACCCCCUAGGGCCACAGCAGGGAACUGACACAAACCGCUGAGAGAAGCUUGGCUCUAAGGGAGCGGCCCCUGGCUGGGGAUCCCUCCCUGGCUGGGGAUCCCUCCUCUGCCGGCGCAGCCCCCUCUGCUGGGCCCUAGGCACACUCUUCAGGACCGUCCAACCUCUCCACUAAUGUCCCCAGAGCAUCCCUUUGUGGGUUUCCCCCAAAGCAAAUGUCCAAGCAUCAGCAGGACAAAGACAGCAGAGGGGACCAUCUUGGCUAGUCACACAACGUGUCCCGAGGCAGCAGCAGGACAGGCACCAGGUGUCCUAACUGUUCCCCUAUGUCAUUUCCCUGGGAGUGAGGAGCAGGGGUGCCUGCCGUCCAGCCUCACACCUAUAAUCCUUGCCCCAGAGAAACCCUCGGUCCCUCCCUCCCUGGCUCUCAGCUACCACCUAGAUAGAUCUGCUCUAUACAGAUCUAGCCAGGUCUCCUGCAUGCUGCCUGCCUCCGGGCCCCGCCCCUCCCCACGCCUGGCCCAGCCAACAGGUUCUCUCCUGUGAACUCCCCGAUCCCACCCACGCAUGGCCUCCCAGCCACCCUUAUCUCCAGGCCCAGCCUGGCCCCAAAUAUUCUUUCCUUCCAUCCUCAGCAAGUGCUGAGUCUGUGAAUAAAGCCACAUAACCAGUGG
This is a messenger RNA of Pteropus alecto (black flying fox), 2618 nucleotides long. RefSeq names its product cholinergic receptor muscarinic 1 (gene CHRM1). The transcript is spliced from 2 exons. Gene Ontology annotation, biological process: chemical synaptic transmission; regulation of locomotion; saliva secretion. Bases 160 to 1542 code for a protein of 460 amino acids. The record is from RefSeq and is a predicted model, not a curated record. Gene Ontology annotation, cellular component: dendrite; synapse; plasma membrane. Gene Ontology annotation, molecular function: G protein-coupled acetylcholine receptor activity; G protein-coupled serotonin receptor activity. Lineage: Eukaryota; Metazoa; Chordata; Mammalia; Chiroptera; Pteropodidae.